AUGCUCUUUGGCUCACACACACUUAUUAAUCCCUUUGAUACGGUUACUUCGGCUUCGGAUCUCGGUGAUGACCAAACAAUCUCUUCAGAAGCCCUAGCUCCAUGCCUUCCCUCAUCGUCACUUGGAGGCAAGCAAAAGAACGGGUCUUUAGAUGGAUUUCCCAUCGCUACCUCUGCUGAUGAUGUCCUCAAGGCUUUUCCUCUCUUAGGCCAGUCCUCUACAGCAGGCGUCAAGACCAAUCAGUUCAGCGAACUAGAGGAACUUGAUCCAAGGCCCACAGACAAUAGUCAUCCUUCGGAAUCUGACGCUUUGAUCUCGAGCUGCAAAGUGCCUAGCCCAGUGGUACAUGGUCGCGUCGAACAGUCAGCCGAGGUCGACUCUACUACGGGUUGGGUGCACGAAGCACCAGCCAUUUUGGCGCCCUCUAAGGCUUUCAGAUCUGAUGAAGUCAGAUUCUCUGUCGGAGAGGAAGAAGCUAGCCUUGUCUCUGGGCCUGCGCCUUCGGUUGCAGAAUCUUUUCCAGCAACAGCGCUGACGACCACAUUUUCCUCAACUGCUCUGAUGGCUUCCAGUGGUGGAGGAAGUGGAAUCACUGCUUCACAAGUGGAGGCACCCAAGUUCAAGUCAGCCUUGCUCCAGUCGAUGCUCAGCAACAAAGGUCGGUUCAGAGGUAACGCCCAGGCUGCAGUAGAAGAUCUGAGGUAG
This is a messenger RNA of Protopolystoma xenopodis, 705 nucleotides long. NCBI's taxonomy places the organism in Eukaryota, Metazoa, Platyhelminthes, Monogenea, Polystomatidea, Polystomatidae. The record is from the annotation of a GenBank genome assembly.